GGCGGGAUUUCCUGCGGGAGGCGCCGAGCCGGCCUUGGAAAAGGAGGAGAAGAAGGAGAAAAGGGGUAAGGGGGGCAGUGGGAGCCGCCGUCCGGAGUGCCAGGGACCGAGCGGGACCAGCCGGACCCCCAGCGGGGCGGCUGGAGAGGCUCCGGCCCAGCCUUCAGCGGACCACACCUUUUCCAGACCCCUGACACCUGUCCACCGCCGCCGCCGCUGCUGCUGCCGCCGCUGCCCAAGGCCCGAGGGAAUGCAGGCUGCCCUCUGGGUGGGCACUGGUGCUCCUGAGCCACUUUGGGAAGAUUGGCGUUCCCAGUCCCGGCCCAUCCCUGGGCUGUCGGAAGCUGCAAGCUGAUAUCCGUCCAGAUUUCCACACAGCCUCCGCCCCCUCAGAGAUCAGCUUUCCGGCCUGUGGUGGCAGCUCACGAAGCACCUUGAGGGAGUAGCUGUCAGCGCCUGACAAGAAGCCCCCAGCCUGGGACACCAGACACCCUCCCCCGGACACCUGGUCCUCCCAAGGGCCCAGGGAUGGCACCCUGACGCCUCGACUUAGAUCAGCUUCCUGCCUCUGCCCUGGAACCCUGAUCCCAGCCCAGGGACCAGGAUGGGUCGUGAACAGGACCUAAUCCUCGCUGUCAAGAAUGGAGAUGUGACUGGUGUGCAGAAACUGGUGGCUAAGGUCAAGGCUGCAAAGACGAAGCUCCUCGGCUCCACAAAGAGGCUCAACGUCAACUACCAGGAUGCGGACGGAUUCUCUGCUCUCCACCAUGCCGCCUUGGGGGGCAGCCUGGAGCUCAUCGCCCUGCUGCUGGAGGCUCAGGCCACCGUGGACAUCAAGGACAGUAAUGGCAUGCGCCCGCUGCACUACGCGGCCUGGCAGGGCCGGCUGGAGCCCGUGAGGCUGCUGCUGCGGGCCUCCGCAGCCGUCAACGCCGCCUCGCUGGAUGGGCAGAUCCCGCUGCACCUGGCUGCCCAGUACGGACACUACGAGGUGUCAGAAAUGCUCCUCCAGCAUCAGUCCAACCCAUGCCUGGUCAACAAGGCCAAGAAGACGCCCUUGGACCUGGCCUGCGAAUUUGGCCGGCUCAAGGUGGCCCAGCUGUUACUGAACAGCCACUUAUGUGUGGCACUACUGGAGGGUGAGGCCAAGGACCCGUGUGACCCCAACUACACCACACCCCUGCACUUGGCUGCCAAGAAUGGCCACAGAGAAGUCAUCAGGCAGCUCCUGAGAGCUGGGAUUGAGAUCAACCGCCAGACAAAAACGGGCACGGCGCUCCACGAGGCCGCGCUCUACGGCAAGACCGAGGUGGUGCGGCUGCUGCUGGAGGGCGGGGUGGACGUGAACAUCCGGAACACGUACAACCAGACGGCGCUGGACAUCGUCAAUCAGUUUACCACCUCCCAGGCCAGCCGGGAAAUCAAGCAGCUACUGCGGGAGGCCUCCGGGAUCCUGAAGGUCCGAGCGCUCAAGGAUUUCUGGAAUCUCCACGAUCCCACUGCCCUCAAUGUCCGGGCAGGGGACGUCAUCACGGUGCUUGAGCAGCAUCCCGAUGGCCGCUGGAAGGGCCACAUCCAUGAGAGCCAGAGGGGCACAGACCGGGUGGGCUACUUCCCUCCGGGCAUCGUCGAAGUGGUCAGCAAACGGGUGGGCGUGCUUGCACCCCGCCUUCCCUCCGCGCCCACCCCCCUGCGCCCAGGCGUCCCCAGGAUGGCUCAGCCCCCUGCUCAUGACCCCCUGCACCCCCUUACGUAUGGCCAGCUGCCUCGGGUGGGCCUCAGCCCAGACAGCCCAGCAGGUGACAGGAACAGUGUGGGCAGCGAGGGCAGCGUGGGCAGCAUCCGCAGCGCCGGCAGCGGGCAGAGUUCUGAGGGUACCAAUGGCCAUGGCCCCGGCCUCCUUAUUGAGAAUGCCCAGCCACUGCCCUUGGCCGGAGAGGACCAGGUGCUGCCAGGACUGCAGCCCCCGCCCCUGGCAGACAACCUGAACCACCGCCCUCCGGCCAACUUCCGCUCCGGGGAGCAGCUCUUCACACAGGAUGUGAGGCCAGAGCAGCUGCUGGAGGGGAAGGAUGCUCAGGCCAUUCACAACUGGCUGAGUGAGUUCCAGCUGGAGGGCUACACUGCCCACUUUCUGCAGGCUGGCUACGACGUGCCCACCAUCAGUCGCAUGACCCCCGAGGACCUGACGGCCAUCGGAGUGACCAAGCCUGGGCACAGGAAGAAGAUCGCCUCAGAGAUCGCCCAGCUCAGCAUCGCCGAGUGGCUGCCCAACUACAUCCCGGCGGACCUGCUGGAGUGGCUAUGUGCGCUGGGGCUGCCGCAGUACCACAAGCAGCUAGUGAGCAGCGGCUACGACUCCAUGGGGCUGGUGGCUGAGCUCACUUGGGAGGAGCUGCAGGAGAUUGGUGUCAACAAGCUCGGUCAUCAGAAGAAGCUUAUGCUGGGGGUGAAGCGGCUGGCUGAGCUUCGGCGGGGUCUGCUGCAGGGGGAGGCCCCGGGGGAAGGCGGCCGCCAGCUGGCCAGGGGCCCGGAGCUGAUGGCCAUCGAGGGGCUGGAGAAUGGGGACGGUCCAGCUGCGGCUGGCCCACGCCUCCUCACCUUUCAGGGCAGUGAGCUGAGCCCGGAGCUCCAGGCAGCCAUGGCAGGGGGCGGCCCCGAGCCCCUCCCCCUGCCCCCUGCCCGCUCCCCCAGCCAGGAGAGCAUUGGGGCGCGUUCACGAGGGUCCGGUCACUCGCAGGAGCAGCCUGCCCCCCAGCCCGGUGGUGGAGACCCCAACGCCCCACAGGAGAGGAAUCUUCCCGAGGGCACAGAGCGGCCCCCUAAGCUCUGUUCCCCACUUCCUGGCCAAGGGGCCCCCCCUUAUGUCUUCAUGUACCCCCAGGGCUCACCCUCCAGCCCAGCCCCAGGGCCACCUCCUGGCGCACCCCGGGCCUUCUCCUACCUGGCCGGCCCCCCUGCCACUCCGCCGGACCCGCCCCGGCCCAAGCGCCGCUCCCACAGCCUGAGCCGGCCCGGCCCAGCCGAGGGGGAAGCCGAGGGCGAGGCUGAAGGGCCCGUGGAUAGUGCCCUGGGCAGUUACGCCACCCUGACCCGGCGGCCGGGACGCAGCGCCCUGGUCCGGACCAGCCCCAGCCCAACCCCGACCCGAGGGGCGCCCCGCAGCCAGUCCUUUGCCCUCCGGGCCCGCCGCAAGGGCCCCCCGCCACCGCCCCCCAAGCGCCUCAGCUCUGUCUCUGGCCCCACCUCGGAGCCGCCUCUGCUGGAUGGCAGCCCGGGGCCCAAGGAGGGGGCAACGGGGCCCCGGAGGCGAACCCUGAGCGAGCCCGCCGGCCCCUCGGAGCCCCCUGGCCCGCCCGCCCCCGCCGGUCCCGCAUCGGACACCGAGGAGGAAGAGCCGGGGCCCGAGGGGACACCCCCAUCUCGGGGCAGCUCGGGGGAAGGGCUCCCCUUUGCGGAGGAGGGGAACCUGACGAUCAAACAGCGGCCCAAGCCAGCCGGCCCCCCACCCCGGGAGACCCCCGUGCCCGCGGGCCUGGAUUUCAACCUCACAGAGUCAGACACUGUUAAGCGGAGGCCCAAGUGCCGGGAGAGGGAGCCGCUGCAGACCGCGCUCCUGGCCUUCGGGGUGGCCAGUGCCACGCCCAGCCCCGCCACCGCCACCCCCCUGCCCUCCCAGCCCCCCAGCGAGCCCCCCUCGGCUUCACCCAGCCCUUCCCGGCCUGACCCCAGCAGCCUGCCAGCCCCAGGAGCUCCAGCCCCUCUCUGUCCCAGCCCCCCGACCCAGCCCCCCUGCCCGGGGCCAGCUCUGGAGAACAGUCAGCGGCCCGGAGAGAUGGAGCCCCCAGCUGCCCCUGCCGCCCUCAUCAAGGUGCCCGGAGCAGGAACAGCCCCCAAGCCUGUGUCUGUGGCCUGCACCCAGCUGGCAUUUUCUGGCCCUAAGCUGGCUCCCCGGCUCGGCCCCCGCCCGGUGCCCCCUCCAAGGCCAGAGAGCACUGGGGCCUCGGGCCCAGGCCAGGCCCAGCAGAGACUGGAACAGACCAGCUCAUCCUUGGCAGCAGCACUGCGGGCGGCAGAGAAAAGCAUUGGUGCUGAGGAGCGAGAGGGGCCCCCUGGCACCUCCACCAAGCACAUUCUGGAUGACAUCAGCACCAUGUUCGAUGCCCUGGCUAACCAGCUGGAUGCCAUGCUGGACUGAGUGGACCUGCCAGGAGCCUUCGACAGUGCCCUCCGUGCCCUGCGGCGGCCCCUGCCUGUCCCCCAGCACAGAAGCAGCUCCUGCCGCCCUAGCAGGGUCCCUCCUGCUGCUCCGAGCCAGCAGCUGUCAGCACUGCAGCUCCAGGAGGCAGCCCCACCGGAGCCGAAGGGACUUGUCAGAACCUGACCUCUCAGCAAAGCCCCCUCAGAGUGUAAUCGGACGGGACGGCCCUGCCCCUUGGACAGGGACCCUGGUAAGAGCUUCCUCCCCAGGAAGAAAGCAGUGGUGGCAGGGCUUCUGGGGUGUUUUCUCUGUCCCUGCGUCAAGGCCCUCUGGCCACCCGCUGUGCUGUCCCGGCUCCCUGAGGAGGCAGUGUGUCUAGCCUGGUUCCCUGCACGUGUACAUGGGACGUGUAAAUAAGCAGCCAGGGACCUGCUCCCAGCGGUGGCCAUGGCAGCGCCCAGGCCGGCCUCUGCUCCCGCCCCUGCCUGCCCUCAGUGAGGCAGGCAAAGCUGGCAGGGGUGGGGGCACUGGAUUAACAGAUCCCUUAAACAGAUCCGCAAAGUCCAAAUCUUUUCAACUGUAAAUGUUAUUUUUUAAGCAGAGAGAAAUGCAUAUAUUUUAAAAGGAAUUUAUUCUAUCUAUAACCGCCUGAGAGGACGCAGUGGGGGAGGGGCUUGGGACCACAGCAAGAGCACCCACUGGCCACCUCAGGGCUGGGAGCCUGACCUGGUGUGCCCAAGCCCCAGCUCUGUAACCAUUAACCUCUUCCCCCAACUAACACCAAUGAAAAGUGUCAUUCCACGUGA
Messenger RNA from Phacochoerus africanus (Common warthog), 5007 nucleotides. RefSeq names its product CASK interacting protein 2 (gene CASKIN2). The transcript has 20 exons. Gene Ontology annotation, molecular function: protein binding. The record is from RefSeq and is a predicted model, not a curated record. NCBI's taxonomy places the organism in Eukaryota, Metazoa, Chordata, Mammalia, Artiodactyla, Suidae. The coding region runs from base 605 to 4198 and encodes 1197 amino acids.